Eutrema salsugineum is the source of this 2325-nucleotide messenger RNA. RefSeq lists its product as uncharacterized. The transcript is spliced from 5 exons. The record is from RefSeq and is a predicted model, not a curated record. The coding region runs from base 1 to 2325 and encodes 774 amino acids. NCBI's taxonomy places the organism in Eukaryota, Viridiplantae, Streptophyta, Magnoliopsida, Brassicales, Brassicaceae.
AUGUCGAGCCGCUCCGACGAUUCAUUGGAUUCACUUUUUCAUUACGAGCCGAGCCGCGUAGAUGCCGAGGCGAGAGGUGCGACAGAAUCCUCCGAGACGUCUGUUUCACCGAGCCCUUCCAAUCGUUCAUCUGACGAGGCGUCAAAUCAUGCAAAUCCGUCAGAUGUCGGCUCUCCGGAUGACGAGCCAUCGGUUUCGACGAGCCAUCCCCAGGAUCCCGUUCCUGAUGAAGACAUUAAUCACGCCGCACUUAAAACCGAGGAGGAGGCGUUUCCCUUUGACCUUUUCGAGGCGAAGCGUGAAUUGGAACGUCUCAUGGCGUCCAGAGGCGUUUCCACAUCUGGGCGAGGGCCACGAGUUAAGAGACAAAAACCUGACCCGCCUGGCUCUACGCUUUGCUCCCUUGAGUCGCUCGAGGCGUUGAGGCAUCGCUUCGGGAUAUCCGAGGUGGUGGAGUUCGUCGUUCCAGAGAAGAGCGACCGAGCCGACAAGCCUCCAGAGAAUCACUUCACUCUGUACGAGGCGUUCUUCGAGCUUUGCUUUCUCUGGUUCCCGAUCCCCGGGGUGAUCCUUGAAUAUCUCUGGAAACACGGGAUCUUGAUUGGGAAAGCUUUGAAAGGAAAUAGAUUCUAUAUUUCCAACAAGGCGAAGCGACGGAUCAUAGGCGGUUUUCCCAGCAAGGAUCAGUUUUGGACUGAACGCUUCUUCUACGUCUUGGUGAACGCGGCGUCGGUCGGCACGUUCAAAAAACCAAGACCGCUUGGGGACCACUUGGUAGCCGACCCGAAGCUUUGCCUCGGCUCGGAACUGUUUUUUGUUCGGUGCUUUCUUCCCCCGAUUCCCGACGACCUCUUUGUUGUUCGAGACUCUCUUUCGGCUCGGAAGGUCAAUUGGAGGAAGAAUUUCACCCUCGAGAGAGUAGAGAAAGCCCGAGCUAUCCUUGCCGGAGUCCCUGUCAGUUCUUCAUCUUCCAUCUCCUCAAGGGAUACACGAGAGAAAAUGGUGAUAAUCGCUCUGAGAGAUAGGAAGAGGCGUGAAGAAGAGGCGGCUGCGAGACGAGCUGCCGAGGCGGCUCAAGCGCAGACCGAGGCGGUUCCAGGGCAAACCGAGGCCAUCCCUCAACCUGACCCGCCGAGCCGGGAAGGAGGCGAAAUGGUCCGAGCCGCUGAAGGCAACACCGCUGAGGCGGUCGAGACAGAUGCAGCGCCCGAGGUGGAACCAGCGGUGCGGAGCAAAACUCCUUCGAACUCCGCCAUUUUAGCCCUCCCGAAGUCGACGAGGCCCCCGACUUCAGUUGUUCAGAAACAUGACUCGAGCCGAAAACGUUCGGCCGCUGACAAGGGGAAGGGCGUUGCUGUUCAGAAGGACGAGCCGUCCAAGAAGAGGCGGAAGCCGACGCCUGGGGACCCCGCCGUGCGCAAGUUGGUCGUUGACGACCCCGACGCCUCCGCCGUCAUGUUCUCGCGUGUAAAAAACGCGAACACGCGUUUUCCUCCUCCAGAGAAGCUGAGGAGGCCGAGGUCAUACGGCGCGAUGGCACAGCGCGGUACCAAGUUUGUUGCGGCCAUUAACGACCUGAUGGCCGAGUACGAGGCGGACCUGUCUAAGGUCGAACGUCGCUUGGACAAGGCCCGAAAUGAGACCGCGGCGUCAAGGGCAAAGCUGGAAGAGGCUCAGAACGAAGCCACGGCGGCAAAGGGGAAACUUGACGAGGCAAUGUCCAGAGUGUCGAGGCUGGAAGAGGAGAAGAUAGUUCUCCGCGCCAACGUUGACAAAGUUUCUGCCUCGGUGAUUCGCCUGGAGGAGGCAAGGAGAGCCAAAAGCGCCGAGGUGGCGUUGCUCAAAAGGCGUAUUGAGGCCAAGGAUGCUCUGUUCGAAGCCAAGGUUAAACGUGCGAAGAAGGAGGCGAGGCGAGAGCUGACCGCUAAGUUUCAGGAGCGCCUCGCCAAAGUAGAGGAGGGUCUGGCCAAGCUCGAGAAGGCCAAAAACGACGAGAACGAUAUGGGGCAAAUCAAGGGCAACCUUGCGAUGAUUGUCGUCAUGAAGAAACCAGACGCCCCAACGCUCGAUGAUGAGGAGGCGCAGCUAAAGAGCUGGGAGAGCAAAUAUGCUGACGACGACGCGUAUGAGCGCAUUGCCUCCGAGAUUCAAGGCGAGCUGGUUUUCUCGCCCGUAUCGCCGGACUCGGUCGACACCAGCCUUGGUAACGAGCCGCUCGAAGAGACAGCGGCCAACUUAGGCGUCGUAGAUCCAAAUGGAUCGAACGCGGGUACGCCGGUCCUCUCGAACCUCCUUGCCGAGCGUGAAACGCGGUGCGCGGCCUGA